GGGUCAUUCCACUCCCUGGCCGGAGGCACCGAAGGAAGCCGUCCGUCUGUCUAGUCGUCUGUCAGGCCAGCCCACCCUCCUGCAGCCAUGUCCCGGCCACUGUCAGACCAGGAUCGGAGAAAGCAAAUCAGCGUGCGUGGCCUGGCUGGCGUGGAGAAUGUGACUGAGCUGAAGAAGAACUUCAAUCGGCACCUGCAUUUCACGCUCGUCAAGGACCGCAAUGUGGCCACCCCGCGAGAUUACUACUUUGCCCUGGCCCACACUGUACGUGACCACCUCGUGGGACGCUGGAUCCGCACACAGCAGCACUACUAUGAGAAGGACCCCAAGAGGAUCUACUACCUGUCUUUGGAGUUCUACAUGGGCCGGACGCUCCAGAAUACCAUGGUGAACCUGGCCUUGGAGAAUGCCUGUGACGAAGCCACCUACCAGUUGGGCCUGGACAUGGAGGAGCUUGAAGAAAUCGAAGAGGACGCGGGGCUGGGCAAUGGGGGCCUGGGUCGGCUGGCAGCCUGCUUUCUGGACUCCAUGGCGACGCUGGGCCUGGCGGCCUAUGGCUAUGGGAUCCGCUACGAGUUUGGGAUCUUUAAUCAGAAGAUCUGCGGGGGCUGGCAGAUGGAGGAAGCUGAUGACUGGCUUCGCUACGGCAACCCCUGGGAGAAGGCCCGGCCCGAGUUCACGCUGCCUGUGAACUUCUAUGGCCGAGUGGAGCACACCCCCCAGGGAGCCAAGUGGGUAGACACACAGGUGGUACUGGCCCUGCCCUAUGACACCCCGGUGCCUGGCUACCGCAAUAAUGUCGUCAACACCAUGCGUCUGUGGUCAGCGAAGGCCCCCAACGACUUCAACCUCAAGGACUUCAACGUCGGUGGCUACAUCCAGGCCGUGCUCGACCGGAAUCUAGCUGAGAACAUCUCUCGUGUCUUGUAUCCCAACGAUAACUUCUUUGAGGGGAAGGAGCUGCGGCUGAAGCAGGAGUACUUCGUAGUGGCAGCCACCCUCCAGGACAUCAUCCGGCGCUUCAAAUCCUCCAAGUUCGGCAGCCGUGAUCCCGUGCGCACAAACUUUGACGCCUUCCCGGAUAAGGUGGCCAUCCAGCUUAAUGACACUCACCCCUCCUUGGCCAUCCCUGAGCUGAUGAGGAUUCUGGUGGACCUGGAACGGCUGGACUGGGACAAGGCCUGGGAAGUGACGGUGAAGACCUGUGCCUACACCAACCACACGGUGCUGCCGGAGGCCCUGGAGCGCUGGCCUGUGCACCUCAUGGAGACGCUGCUUCCCCGGCACCUGCAGAUCAUCUACGAGAUCAACCAGCGCUUCCUUAAUCGAGUGGCAGCCGCAUUCCCGGGGGACGUGGACCGGCUACGGCGCAUGUCCCUCGUGGAGGAGGGCGCUGUGAAACGCAUCAACAUGGCGCACCUGUGCAUCGCGGGCUCCCACGCGGUCAACGGUGUGGCGCGCAUCCACUCGGAGAUCCUCAAGAAGACCAUCUUCAAGGACUUCUAUGAGCUGGAACCUCAUAAGUUCCAGAAUAAGACCAAUGGGAUCACCCCUCGUCGCUGGCUGGUCCUGUGCAACCCUGGGCUGGCAGAGGUGAUUGCUGAGCGCAUCGGGGAGGAGUACAUCUCGGACCUGGACCAGCUGCGCAAACUGCUCUCCCACGUGGACGACGAAGCUUUCAUCAGGGACGUGGCCAAAGUGAAGCAGGAAAACAAGUUGAAGUUCUCUGCAUACCUGGAGAGAGAAUACAAAGUCCAAAUCAACCCCAACUCCCUCUUCGAUGUCCAGGUGAAGCGGAUUCACGAAUACAAGCGUCAGCUCCUCAACUGCCUUCACGUCAUCACCCUGUACAACCGGAUCAAGAGAGAGCCCAAUAAGUUCGUCGUGCCUCGGACUGUGAUGAUCGGAGGCAAGGCCGCGCCCGGGUACCACAUGGCGAAGAUGAUCAUCAAGCUCAUCACCGCAAUCGGGGAUGUGGUGAACCACGACCCGGUGGUGGGAGACCGCCUCCGAGUGAUCUUCCUGGAGAACUACCGAGUCUCGCUGGCUGAGAAGGUGAUCCCAGCCGCCGACCUCUCGGAGCAGAUCUCCACGGCCGGCACGGAGGCCUCGGGCACCGGCAACAUGAAGUUCAUGCUCAAUGGGGCCCUGACCAUUGGCACCAUGGACGGGGCCAAUGUGGAGAUGGCGGAAGAGGCCGGAGAAGAGAACUUCUUCAUCUUCGGCAUGCGUGUGGAGGACGUGGAAAGGCUUGACCAGAGAGGGUACAAUGCCCAGGAGUACUACGACCGCAUUCCUGAGCUCCGGCAGAUCAUCGAGCAGCUGAGCAGUGGCUUCUUCUCCCCCAAACAGCCCGACUUGUUCAAGGACAUUGUCCACAUGCUCAUGCACCAUGACCGGUUUAAAGUCUUUGCAGAUUAUGAAGACUACAUUAAGUGCCAGGAGAGAGUCAGCGCUUUGUAUAAGAACCCGAGGGAGUGGACCAGGAUGGUCAUCCGGAACAUAGCCACCUCGGGCAAGUUCUCCAGCGACCGCACCAUCGCCCAGUACGCCCGGGAGAUCUGGGGCGUGGAACCUUCCUACCAGCGCCUGCCGGCCCCCGAUGAGAAGAUCUGAGCCCCUAGGCCAGACCCCAAGCCCCUGCCCUUGUGUGUCUGUUGGCCAUCCUCUGGGCCAGCUCCAGCUGCUCUUCCCGAGGGUGGGCGGCUGGAGUUGGGUCUGCGAGCCCCUUCCCGGGGGAGCCCCCCUUUGCUCUAGGUCCCUUCCUCUCUGACCAGCUGCCCCCACGCCCAAUAAACUGACUCCCACUGGGAGCUUCUCUACUCUU
Molecule: messenger RNA, 2827 nt
Organism: Perognathus longimembris pacificus (Pacific pocket mouse)
Lineage: Eukaryota; Metazoa; Chordata; Mammalia; Rodentia; Heteromyidae
Gene: Pygm
Product: glycogen phosphorylase, muscle associated
Exons: 20
Coding region: 88-2616 (842 amino acids)
Biological process (GO): glycogen catabolic process
Cellular component (GO): cytoplasm
Molecular function (GO): pyridoxal phosphate binding; glycogen phosphorylase activity
Source: RefSeq, a predicted model, not a curated record